Molecule: messenger RNA, 2013 nt
Organism: Aspergillus ochraceoroseus IBT 24754
Lineage: Eukaryota; Fungi; Ascomycota; Eurotiomycetes; Eurotiales; Aspergillaceae
Product: DnaJ and TPR domain protein
Exons: 3
Coding region: 1-2013 (670 amino acids)
Molecular function (GO): protein binding
Source: RefSeq, a predicted model, not a curated record
AUGGUUCAUUUCUUCCAUUUCUCUCGAUCCAAAUCUCAACCUCAACCGGAGUCUCAAUCUCUAUCUCAAUCUCCUUCUCCUUCUCCUUUGCCUUUGCCUUCGCCUUCGCCUUCCAAAUCCAAAUCCAAAUCCCACAAACUUCAACAUUCCCCCUCCUCUCAUCUCCCUCGCAAAUCCUCCAAAUCCUCCAAAUCCUUCUCCCGCCCCCCUCAUAGUCGCUCGUCUUCCUCACCCUCCACUUCCUCUUCUCGCCCUCAUCGAUAUUCUCACGACCCCGACUCUCAUCCGCUGAAUCUCCCGCCGGACGAGCUUCGUCGUCUGUCAGCCAUGGCCGCCGCCGCCGCUGCUGCUGACCCCCGCAGCUCCAUGGAUAUCGACUCCAAUGAUCCUGUCAAUGGCACCGAGUCUCAUCAGAAGAGUCCAACCCCGCCACCUCAUCGCUCCAAUGGCAACACACACGAAGCCGACACUUUCAAGCUGGCCGGUAAUAAGUUUUUCAAGGAUAAGGAUUAUAAUAGGGCUAUUCAAGAAUUUACAAAGGCUAUCGAUCUCAACCCCAACAACUCCAUCUACCGAUCCAACCGGGCCGCCGCCAAUAUGGCCGCCUCUCGAUAUCUCGAUGCUCUAGAGGACGCCGAACGAGCGGACGAGCUUGACCCCGCCAACCCCAAGAUCAUGUACCGCCUGGCUCGCAUCCUCACCAGUCUUGGUCGCCCUGCCGAGGCCCUCGAGGUACUCGAUCGCAUUCAGCCCCCGCCCUCGGCAACAGACCGUCAACCCGCUGAGAAGAUGCUUCGUUUUGUUACCCAGGCGAAAGAGACCUUGGCUGAGAAUCGGGGUGUGUCCAUGGUGGUGUUCUGUCUCGACCAGGCUCGACAGCUCCUGGGCUCCACCGUCAAGGAACCCCGCUCGUGGACCCUGAUGACGGCAGAAGCUCAGUUGAAGAUGGCUACCGCCAACUCGUUCGGCAAGGCGCAGGAUAUCGCCAUCAACAUGCUCCGAGCCAACAGCCAGGAUCCCGAUGCUUUGAUGAUCCGCGCACGGGCCUACUAUGGCUUGGGGGAGACCGAACAGGCGCUGAAGUCGCUCAGACUGUGCAUUGGGUUGGAUCCCGACCUGAAGCCGGCCAUCAAGCUCCUGCGCACCGUGCAGAAGCUCGUACGCACCAAGGAAGAGGGUAACGCGGCGUUCAAGGCCAAGGAUUACCGCAAGGCCAUCGACCUCUACACCGAGGCCCUCGGAGUAGACCCCACCAACAAAGACAUGAACUCCAAGAUCCUGCAGAACCGCGCUCAGGCCCACAUCAACCUCAAGGAGUUCGAUGACGCGGUCAACGACUGCACCGAGGCUCUGCGACUCGAUCCAUCCUACCUCAAGGCUCUGAAGAUGCGUGCCAAGGCGUCCGGUGGCGCUGGAAACUGGGAGGAAGCCGCCCGCGACUACAAGGCUGUGGCGGAGUCCAACCCCGGCGAGAAGGGUAUCCAGGAAGACAUCCGCCGGGCGGAAUUCGAACUCAAGAAGGCCCAGCGCAAGGACUACUACAAGAUCCUCGGGGUGGGCAAGGAUGCCUCCGAGACAGAUAUUAAGAAGGCCUACCGCAAGCUCGCCAUCCAGUACCAUCCCGAUAAGAACCGGGACGGGGAAGCUGGCGAUGAGAAGUUUAAGGAGAUCGGGGAAGCCUAUGAAACGCUGAUUGAUUCCCAGAAACGUGCGGCAUACGAUAACGGUGACGAUUUGAUUGACCCCUCUGAGAUGUUCUCUCGCGGCGGCUUCGGCGGCAUGGGUGGUAUGGGUGGUAUGGGUGGUAUGGGUGGAAUGCAUGGAAUGCACGGCAUGGGCGGUAUGGGCGGUAUGGGCGGCACUCAUAUCAACAUCGACCCCAGCGUGCUCUUCAACAUGAUGAACGGAGGCGGCGGCGGCGGUGGUGGUGGUGGUGGAUUCUCCCACGCGGGCGGCAACAACCCCUUCGGUGGACAAACUCGCGGGGGAUUCCCGGGCGGGUUCCCAUUCUAA